CGUGCCACGCAUCCUCACAUCAGAUUCGUCUCACACGGUCGCUGGCAUGGGACGCUCAUCAGUCAUAGCGCGGAUGCAUUCAGAUUUGGAUUCGCGCCUCUUCCGUCUCUCACCUUUGCUGUGCUGCGAGCCCACAUUGUCUGCGAGUGGCAGUUGACCGCCCCGACCACUUCAGAGACCAAGACAAUUGCACCGCCAGUCGACAGCGCCGGCGUCGUCAAGGGGCUCUGCGGCUGCCAACCCGGGCAGAGAUGACGACUCUCUUCAUGAGGAAGAGGAGAGUAUCCGGAUUCUGGACCUUCGACAACCCACAACCCUCUUCGCCGACGACAGAGUCCAUGCUCCCAGGCAAGGGUGUCCGCCGAGCCUCCAGUCUCCGUGAUCACAUCAAGCCGUUGGUCCGCCCAAAGUCGCUCAGCAUCGACGGCGAUCCGUCAAUCUCGUUUCCAUGGAACUUCCAGCACACCAUGCAUGUGGACGAGCAUAUGAAUGGGCUGCCGGCGUCAUGGUCUGCACAGCUUGCCGAAGACGGUAAGUCUGCAAGUAAGCCCGAGAAGAACAGGCAUUCCCUAGCGGCGCUUGAGCGGGAGAGUACGAGGGUGGACGCAUGCUUGCCAUUAGUGAAGCCUCUGUGGUGCCAGCGUCGGAACACGGUAUCUGGUGACGGCACUGAGGAGCCGCAGAUCUCGGGUCCUUGGAAUGUGCAGCACAACAUGCACGUAGACGAGCAUUACAACGGCUUGCCCCCGGCCUGGGCGAUGACAAUGUCCAAAGCGCCCGCGGCACUUUUGAAGGGCGACCCGAGCAUUACUCUUCCGUGGAACUUCAAGCACCAAAUUCACGUCCAUGUUGGACUAGAUGGCAUCCCGCGAGGGAUUCCUCCAUCGUUGCAUGCCCGCCUGAGCGAGAUGGGUUUCAGCGAAGACGAGAUCGCUGCCAUCCGCGCACAUUCCUGAUCGCCUCAUCUGCCCACUAUGUCUCGACCGCGUUUGUUUUCCAACUGAGCUAUGCUAACUUGUCGUUGCUGUUAUUUAUAUCCCGUCCCCUGGCGUGCCGGUGCUUUUCGUAAUGGUGGUGGGCAGGUCCUGCCCGUCGCUAGUGUGGUAGUUGCUCGACGUAUUUAUUGACUCGGCUACUCGGUCUCACACAAGCAGAAGUUUUGUCGUAUUGUGGUGUUUCUUGAAUACAAAGCUCGCACAAGACUGGCAGUGAAAGUGGCAC
Messenger RNA from Laetiporus sulphureus 93-53, 1221 nucleotides. RefSeq lists its product as uncharacterized. The record is from RefSeq and is a predicted model, not a curated record. The transcript is spliced from 7 exons. Lineage: Eukaryota; Fungi; Basidiomycota; Agaricomycetes; Polyporales; Laetiporaceae. The coding region runs from base 252 to 956 and encodes 234 amino acids.